AUGGCAUCGAAUCCUCGCUGCUUUCUGGAUAUUGAUAUCGAUGGCAUCAAAAGCGGUCGUCUAGUUUUUGAGCUCUUUGCCGAUAGAGUUCCCAUAACUGCCGAAAACUUUAGAGCACUUUGCACAGGUGAACGUGGUCGGAAUGCCAAUGGUACACUGCUUUGGCUCAAGGGAAGCAAAUUUCAUAGAAUUAUCAAGGACUUUAUGGUUCAAGGAGGUGAUUUCACAAAAGGUGAUGGCACAGGCGGUGAAUCUAUUUAUGGUGGUCCGUUUAAGGAUGAAAACUUGACAUUCAAACACGAUCAGUCUUGUUUGCUCUCUAUGGCCAAUCGUGGACCUGGAACAAAUGGAUCACAGUUUUUUAUUACAUCUAAGCCUGUACCUCAUCUAGACGGAAAGCAUGUUGUGUUUGGUCGCCUUGUGCUGGGAACAAAGCUGUUUAGGAAAAUUGAAAACAUUCCAACUGACAAAAAAGAUCGUCCUCACGCAACUGUAUUGAUCUCCAACUGUGGUGAGCUU
Batrachochytrium dendrobatidis JAM81 is the source of this 519-nucleotide messenger RNA. RefSeq lists its product as uncharacterized. Gene Ontology annotation, molecular function: peptidyl-prolyl cis-trans isomerase activity. NCBI's taxonomy places the organism in Eukaryota, Fungi, Chytridiomycota, Chytridiomycetes, Rhizophydiales. The annotation marks the transcript as partial. The record is from RefSeq and is a predicted model, not a curated record. The transcript is spliced from 5 exons. Gene Ontology annotation, biological process: protein peptidyl-prolyl isomerization. Gene Ontology annotation, cellular component: intracellular membrane-bounded organelle.